Molecule: messenger RNA, 1200 nt
Organism: Syzygium oleosum
Lineage: Eukaryota; Viridiplantae; Streptophyta; Magnoliopsida; Myrtales; Myrtaceae
Product: plastid division protein PDV1
Exons: 2
Coding region: 114-965 (283 amino acids)
Biological process (GO): chloroplast fission
Source: RefSeq, a predicted model, not a curated record
AAAGCGCCCCCCACCAAAAAAGGGGCGCGGCAAAAUAGAGAGAGAAACCAAAACCCUAGAGUUUGGAUUCGGAUCCAUUUUCCCUUCGUCGUCUGCUCUUCGAUCGAUGAGCGAUGGAGAUCGAUGAGGUGGAGACGGUUCUGGAGAAGAUCUGGGACCUCCACGACAAGCUCAGCGACGCCAUCCACUCCAUUUCGCGGGCGCACUUCCUCAGCUCCAUCAGGGCCCUCCGGAAGCCGGAGCAACCGUCGCCGCCGCCGCCGCCGCCGCCGCAGCAGCUGCAGCAGCAGAACAAGAAGCAGUUCUUCGGCGCCGACGCCGCCGCCGAGGACAACCGGGCGGCGUCCGGUGGGUACGUGUUCGUCAAGGAGUUCGGAGUCUACGAUGAGGCGGUGCAGGAGGCCAAGAGCCUCAACGCCAUCCGCACGGCUCUGGAGAAUCUGGAAGACCAGCUCGAGUUCUUUCAUACUGUACAAUUACAGCAACGUGCUGAGAGAGAUGCUGCAAUUGCACGAUUAGAACAGAGCCGCAUUGUUCUUGCAAUGAGAUUGGCAGAACACCAGGGUAAGAAAUAUAAAGUGAUUGAGGAAGCCCUAGCUUUUGUUGGAGAUGUUUGUGAUGCAAGUCGCUUUGUUUCAUGCGAUAAUCUAUUCGGCGCCGCAAAUGGUUCGUCUGGGCAGAGCAUGGUGAAUCAUGGAAACAGGUCUAACAUUCUGAUCAAAGCUCUGAUUUCCAGUUUCAAUUUUGCAAGGAAGUCCCUUAUGGGUGGAGUACUGGGAAAUGCUGCAUUAGUUGCAGUUACUAUGAUGACACUGCUGCAUUUCAAUAAAGUAGCUUAUAAAGAACUCAAACAUAAGCACGAAGGUGAUAACUACAGUUUUAAUGUGAGGAAGACUUUCAAACAAGGGGAAUCAUCAUCUAGAGGUAGUUUGGGCCAAUUGGAUGUGUUGGUGGCCCGGGGUUAACUUGAAAUCUGCAAAUUUUAUUUGCCAAUCUCUUUACCAUUUCUUCCCACGAGACUCGAGGAAUGGAAUCGUUGGCAUCACAUUUAUGUUGAUGCAGUUUUCUUUAGGCUCUUUAGUUCUCUCUCUCGAAUUUGCCGUGUAUAUUCUCACGAUCUUAGGUUCUAUGUGUUAGGCUGGAUAUAUUCUUCUAAUAGAGAUGUGAACAAACGGUGCUCAUGCUACCAUUUCUUUUUCA